This is a messenger RNA of Rotaria socialis, 819 nucleotides long. The record is from the annotation of a GenBank genome assembly. Lineage: Eukaryota; Metazoa; Rotifera; Eurotatoria; Philodinida; Philodinidae.
AUGAAUCAAAUAUCUUUUAACCCAAAUACCUCCGAUGAUGAUGAUAAUGAAGAUUUUAUUGACGACGAAGAUGAUGAUCGAUCGAAUGAAUCUAUGGACAAUUCAACUAGUAAAAAACGAAAUAAGAAAACAUUAGGCCGUGUAAAAAUCAACAUGGCUUAUAUUGAUAAUAAAAUUCGAAGGUAUACAACUUUUUCUAAACGAAAAACAGGCAUUAUGAAAAAGGCAUACGAAUUAGCAACAUUAACGGGUACUGAAGUUAUGCUUCUUGUUGCUUCUGAAACUGGUCAUGUUUACACAUAUGCUACACCGAAACUACAACCGAUGAUAACAAGUGAAACUGGUAAAGCGCUCAUUCAAACUUGUCUUGCAAAAGAUGAACCGAUCGUUGAACCUGCUCCGCCAUCGACGACUACAUUAAAUAAUAACGAUGUUAUAUUUAUUGAUGAAAAUCAACAAAAAAAACGAACCAAUUUAUCCUUAGAAAGUAUGACUACUCAAAUUCGUCCAAAUAAACGUUCUAAAUUAAAACCAACUGUUGAAGUCGAACAAGCAAACGCUCUAACUUCAUGUGUACCGAUGCCAACAUCUAUAUAUCCACCGACGAUAGCCGUACCAUUGUCAUGCUUAGUCAAUGCAGAUUCUCACCAGCAACUAUCUAUCAAUCAUGGAAAUUCAUAUACGAUUGAUAUAAAUUCCCUAAAAGCUAACGGAAUUAAUAUUGUCCUUGCCCCAUCACCCAAUUCUUCCCAACCCUCACCUCCAUCUAAUGUAUCACUUGUGUUUACCCCGGGCAAUUUUCCAUAUCAAUCAUCUUAA